CUAUGCAUGGGUCGAAAUUUCCCGCGACUGCAGAACCGCAGCCUUUCUGCUGAAACGAAACAGUUUGCUGUGACUCCUACCUGGUGACCUUUCAGUGUUUCCUUGCGGCCGGUGACAUGGGCUGUUCAACCUCGACAAGUGCAGUUCCCCAUGUCAAUGUGGAGAAGACAAGCAGCCUAAACAGCGUCAACAGCCGCGGGAUGGAUCCAUUUGACAAGAUUCUUCAGAAGUCUUCACACUUUGGUCGUGACGUCAGCUAUCAGUCCACCGUCUCGGGUAAUACGAUCAUUGACGAGCAGGACCUGAACCUGAUGGAAUGCAGUUGGUCCUCUUGGGCCGAGGAUGACCCAUCGCCCGCCUCACCGCCCACGCGCCGGACCCAUGAAGUCUACAAUCAGGCUUUGGACAGGUUCCUGAAGAAAGUCGAUGAGAAGCCAAAGAGGUUCGAGCAGAUGGUUGGGAUCUACCGCAAACGUGCAGGCUUUGAGGAAGACGUGAUGCAAAUUAUUUCCGUAUGACCGAAAAAGGCCGUUCUCACGGCUUCGGUCUACGGCUGGAUUGACUGAAUCCACAAAUAUGUCAAUAUGUCAUGUGCUGAGCCAAGAACAACUUCACUUUAUAUCAUGUAGGGAUG
Molecule: messenger RNA, 634 nt
Organism: Cladocopium goreaui
Lineage: Eukaryota; Dinophyceae; Suessiales; Symbiodiniaceae
Source: the annotation of a GenBank genome assembly